Molecule: messenger RNA, 2178 nt
Organism: Myxocyprinus asiaticus (Chinese sucker)
Lineage: Eukaryota; Metazoa; Chordata; Actinopteri; Cypriniformes; Catostomidae
Product: gasdermin-E-like
Exons: 11
Coding region: 253-1839 (528 amino acids)
Biological process (GO): programmed cell death
Cellular component (GO): cytoplasm
Source: RefSeq, a predicted model, not a curated record
UUGGGACUUUUCAGAAGUGGAGGAGGCACUUAAAUUUCGGUGCAAUUCUUCAGCAGUCGCAUUUUCUGUCAAGAGAAGCGCUGUACGGUUUUGUCUCUCACAGAGCCGUUGUUUUAUGAAAUAAAGCGCCGAUAAGAAAAGAGUUUCUUCACAACACAUCGCGAUUUCCGCUUGUUUGGCUGUUGUUCUGCAGCGCAUCAGCUGAAGACUAACAACAACAGAAUAAAGAAAGUCUGAUACAUCUUGGAAGGCAUGAGAGGGAUGUUUGAGAAAGCGACGAAAAAGCUGGUCCGGCAGAUAGAUCCUAAUGGUGCUCUGAUUGCGUCUUCCAGUCUGAAUGAUUCAAAAAAACUCCAGCCGCUUGCGGUGGUGCUGAAAAGCCAGAAAGUUUGGUUCUGGCAGCAAACUAAGUACAUACCUACACCUUUCACUCUUCAAGACCUGCUGCUGGGGAAAGCAAUAAAACCAGUGCGUGAGGAGACAGACCUUGUGAAAUAUCAGGGAACAUACACAAACUCUAUGAGUGGAUCUUUGGAGGUGGGAGGUGGCGGUGUCACCCUAAAUGCGAAUGGACAGGGCACGUCUAAACUCUGCUUAUCUCUCGGGACACUUCGCAAGGAGGAUGUAAAUAUUCCACAACUUUUGAAGGACUCCAGAGGCAGUACGAUAGACACCCAUCACUCCUUGAUUCAGCAGUCACUGAAAAGGAAAAAGGUUUUUACCCUCCUGAAAGAGCGAAUCUUUACCACCUGUGAAUGUACCAUCUCCUAUACCGGACUGGAGAAGAGCGGCUGCCUCGCCAUUUUGGGAGCACGUUGUGCAGAGAUAUUCAUGAAAGAGACCGGUAAACUACAAUACGACUCUGAGAUUGCUAUAGAGAUCCCACCAGACACUGUAAUGGCUUACAGUGUCAUUGAAAUGAACAUCAGCAGUGAUGGCUACUUUGAUUUGUGCGUUGAGCCUAGUGGGAUUGAGGCAGAUGACAUUUCUCAAAAUACCUUUUCUGGUUACUCUGAGGUGGAUGGUCUGUGGACACCACAAGAGAUCAAGGAAGGGUCCCCACUUAGUACCCUGAAGAAAGCACUUGCAGAUGUUCAGAUGAGGUUUUGUUUACUGGCUGAUCUGUCUGCUGAGUGCUGUUCCUGCUUACUCAAAUUGUUCAGCCAAAUUCUGUUGGAUAGAUGCAUCCUAUCAGCUUUGAUGGAUAAGCUCGAGGUGCUAAUCAGUGGCGAAGCACCAUGUUUCUUCAAGAAUGAGUUGUCUGAUGAACAGAGCCAGGUCAUUGGUGCAUUUUUAGACUUGCUGAAGUGCGAACCAUUUGAAAAGGGUGGUCACACCACAACAUCAAUGGAAUUGUCCAAUCAGAAUGGAUCUCGGGUAUCAACAGCCAAAAACAAUGGUCUUCCUUUGGCAUCUGAAAUGUACGGAUCAUCACAGAAUGGUUGUCACACAGCUGUAUCCCAUCAGAAUGGAAGUUCAUCAAAUGCAAAAGUUCUGAUUGCUAUGCAUAUGCUGAUCAGCGCCACUGAGGAGCUGACAGAUGCUGGACAGGACCUGCUAGGACAUUUCUGCACUUCUGAAGGUCUUAAAAGUCUACAGGAUUUAGCAAAUCUUCUGACUGCUAACUGCUUGCCGCUCUGCAAGGAUACCAUUCCUGUUUUCUUACAAAAGGAGGAUGAAUUUCACAGAGUGGUGGAACUUUUUAAAUCAUGCAAUGUUUUGUUAAGGAAAAAGGAUAACAUAUUGACUGCUGAAAUUAGUUCUGGAGAGGGAUUCCUUCCGCUGGUUUUAUGUAUAGCCAUCCAUGGCCUUGCGUCCUUAGCUAGUAAGAUUUGGUGAUGGCUGAUGUGUCAAAAUGUGUAAUGUAUGAAAUCUUCCUUGUGUUCUCAAUACUGACUGACAACACCCUAGAACUAGACAGAAAUGUUAAAGAUGGAUUUGUACUUGCUUUGUCUUUUUUAUCUUUGUUCCUUUUAUAUCAGUUUAUCUAAUAACAAAUAUUUCUCUAACAAAAUGCAUUUAAUAAAUGUUUAUGUAUAAUUUAUUCAUAAGUCAUAUACACACAAUACCAAGUUAUUUAUUUUCCCUGCUACUAUACAAUUAUUUUAUGCAUGUGCGAAGAUUUAAAAAAUCUGAAUCUUAACUUUUACCAAUUCUAUUUUAAAAGGAUUGAUGUUG